Messenger RNA from Rhodamnia argentea, 642 nucleotides. RefSeq names its product 50S ribosomal protein L18. Gene Ontology annotation, biological process: translation. Lineage: Eukaryota; Viridiplantae; Streptophyta; Magnoliopsida; Myrtales; Myrtaceae. Gene Ontology annotation, cellular component: ribosome. The coding region runs from base 155 to 499 and encodes 114 amino acids. The transcript is spliced from 2 exons. Gene Ontology annotation, molecular function: structural constituent of ribosome; 5S rRNA binding. The record is from RefSeq and is a predicted model, not a curated record.
CUGUUCAGUUUCUUCUCGGUCCUCCCCUCUUCAUGUCUCUCACUCUGUAAAGGCAUUGUUGGUUGAUUUUCGCAGCUCGAUCGUGCAUUCGCCGGCCUGAUUCUUCCUCUCAAAAGCAAUUCGAAGUUCGUUGUAUUGAUUCCCCAGCUCAGAGAUGGUUAUCCUACCGCCAGCCAAGCCACCGAGAAUAAUAAACUUUCUCAAGCCUUAUGUCCUGAAGAUGCAUUUCACUAACAAGUUCGUAAGUGCCCAAGUGAUCCAUUCCCCUACUGCUACUGUCGCGUCUUCAGCAAGCUCGCAGGAGAAGGCUUUGAGACCAAGCAUGGACUCGACUCGAGACGUGGCUGCAGCUGCGAAGAUAGGAAAGAUACUGGGAGAGAGGCUGCUGCUCAAGGGCAUCCCUGCUGUCGCCGUCCACUUGAAAAGAGAACAAAAGUAUCAUGGCAAAGUUAAGGCGGUCAUCGAUUCUGUGAGAGAAGCAGGUGUGAAGUUGCUUUGAGAACUCCUGAACUUAUUGUCCGUAUGCGUCUUAAAACUUGUGACCUUUGUUCCAAGUUAUCUUCACUUGAGAAAGAUGACAAUAAAAGAGAGUGCAUGAGAUUUUUAUGUUAAAGGCUUCUUAUAUUGAUUUCUUCUUAGUAA